Messenger RNA from Melospiza georgiana, 888 nucleotides. It is a transcript of the gene PLEKHF1, whose product is annotated as pleckstrin homology and FYVE domain containing 1. NCBI's taxonomy places the organism in Eukaryota, Metazoa, Chordata, Aves, Passeriformes, Passerellidae. The record is from RefSeq and is a predicted model, not a curated record. The coding region runs from base 67 to 888 and encodes 273 amino acids. The transcript is spliced from 2 exons. Gene Ontology annotation, molecular function: phosphatidylinositol binding; metal ion binding.
GAGCGGAGCGGAGCCUCCCGGCGCGGCCCGCGGGAGCGUUACCGGGGCCGGCAGAGGGAGCUGGACAUGAUGGACCACCUUGCAAACACGGAGAUCAACAGCCAGCGCAUCGCUGCUGUGGAGAGCUGCUUUGGGGCUUCAGGGCAGCCCUUGGCCCUGCCGGGCAGGGUGCUCCUGGGAGAAGGGAUUCUAACCAAGGAGUGCCGCAAGAAACCAAAGCCUCGCAUCUUCUUCCUCUUCAACGACAUCCUGGUCUACGGCAGCAUCAUCCUCAACAAAAGGAAGUACAACUCCCAGCACAUCAUCCCCCUUGAAGACGUCACUCUGGAGACGCUGCCAGACACCCUGCAGAUGAAGAACCGCUGGAUGAUCAAAACCUCCAAGAAGUCCUUUGUGGUGUCGGCAGCGUCCCUGACGGAGAGGAAGGAGUGGAUCAGCCACCUGGAGGAGUGCAUCAAGCACCUGCUGAGCAAGACGGGCCGGCAGCCGUGCCGGGAGCCCGCGGCGCCCUGGAUCCCCGACAAGGCCACGGACAUCUGCAUGCGCUGCACGCACACCAAGUUCUCCACGCUCACCCGCAGGCACCACUGCCGCAAGUGCGGCUUCGUCGUGUGCGCCGACUGCUCCCGCCAGAGGUUCCUGAUGCCCAGGCUGUCCCCCAAGCCCCUGAGGGUCUGCAACCUGUGCUACAGGCAGCUGCUGGCCGAGAAGAAGAAGGAGGCAGAGGCGGAUCGGAGGCAGACGGAGCCCGUCCCCUCUGCCACGCAGGGCUACGAGCCCUCCAGCGGCGAUGAGAGCGACAAGUCUGACGAUGACAGGGCUGAGCACUGGCCAGCUGACUCAGAGUUUUAUACCUCACAGGUAUCCUGGUCAUCUUUCCACAGCUGA